Molecule: messenger RNA, 1269 nt
Organism: Adineta ricciae
Lineage: Eukaryota; Metazoa; Rotifera; Eurotatoria; Adinetida; Adinetidae
Source: the annotation of a GenBank genome assembly
AUGACCAAACGCGCCAAGACAAUGAAUAUCGAGCAUAGAAGCGAAGAAUAUAAUGUGUGCAGUGAAAGUAGUGCGAACGAAUCUCAAUCGUCCAAUUUGAACAAUCUAAUUCGUUCGUCAUCAGCUGAAUCCUAUGAUAAGAGUGUCUGUGGUUCGCUUCUGUAUACCAUACCGUCAAAUUCUUCGGCAGAAAUCUUUGCUUAUCUACGUCAUAGCAGAUUGGAUGCAUUCCAUCGUUCAAUGGACAUUCAUCACAAAGAAAUCAUUCUAAUGAAAAAUGAACAUGAACAAAGUGUGUUACAGAUUUUAACUAUUCAUGCUUAUCCCUAUCAUUGGAUACGUUUGUUACUGAUGCGUGAAUGUGAUCCAUGCCAUCAGGAUGCUGACGGAUACACUGCGGCACACUAUGCUGCUGAACGUGAUGAUGUAGAGAUGCUCAAAGCAUUAACAGUACAAUUUUCUUCACAUAUCAAACCGCUUCCAACGGAGAAAGUCGUGGCCAUCCACGAGCGGUGCUUACAAGCGUUGUCCAGACGAGAAAAACAUGGUAUGACGGUGUUUAUGCUUGCCUGUCAACACGAAUCUCUUCGCUGUCUUGAUUAUUUACAUGAAUUAAACAUUAAUGAUGUACAUUUAACAGAUAACUUCGGUGAUACAUGUUUACACUAUGCUGUUGCACGGCGCAAUGAGAUUUUGAUCGAAAAACUGCUCAGUCAAUUCAAUGCUGACGUUAAUGCUGGGGAACAAACUCGACCGAGCGUUCUCGACAUAGCAAAAUUCAACCGCGAACAACAGAAACCAUUCGCCCGUGUUAAAGAUGAUAUUAUCGAGCAGAUUCUUCUUGCUAAUCGUGCAGUAAGUCAUUGUAAAAUUCAACGUGUAAAUGGUAAACGAAAACGAUCAACCGAUCAAUCUGAUUCUACUGCGAUCAAUUCGGAAAUUCAUCCUGUUGAUUCGUCGACAACGUCGAUGCUUGAUACUGCAAGAAACUGUGCACAAAUUGCAUGUACUUACGAAUCGAAUCGUGACUUUACUAAUGCUCGAGAUUUUUAUCAACGGGCAAUGAGUCAUGCGCCGAAUGACACGCUCGACUGGGCAGAAUAUUCUUUUCGUGUAGCAACGAUUCAUAGGAUAUUUGGAGAGAAUCAAUCAGCAUUAGAUUUAUUGAAACAAGCAUUAGCUGUCCGACAACGGUACGAAAAAGAAAGCGAGCAGAUUGAAACACUUCGACGUGCGAUUGACAGUAUUGAUAAAACAGUAGAUGUCUAA